ACCGAGAACGGAAGUGGAGGAGCGGCCGGAAGUAAACGGAACUCCACGCAGAAAGACGGGCUUUGACAGGAGCCGGCGCUGAGGAAAGGAGGAGGAGGCCAUGGAGUUGGGCGAACUGCUCUACAACAAGUCCGAGUACAUCGAGACGGCGUCUGGGAACAAGGUUAGUCGCCAGUCAGUGUUGUGUGGGAGCCAGAACAUCGUUCUCAAUGGCAAGACCAUUGUGAUGAAUGACUGUAUUAUCCGAGGGGAUCUGGCAAAUGUAAGAGUUGGACGCCAUUGUGUUGUAAAGAGUCGUAGUGUCAUAAGACCACCGUUCAAGAAAUUUAGCAAAGGCGUUGCAUUCUUUCCUUUGCAUAUUGGGGACCAUGUCUUUAUUGAGGAAGAUUGUGUGGUCAACGCAGCUCAGAUUGGCUCUUACGUUCACGUUGGCAAGAACUGUGUGAUUGGGCGUCGGUGUGUGCUGAAAGACUGCUGUAAAAUUCUUGACAACACAGUAUUACCUCCAGAAACUGUAGUCCCACCAUUCACCGUCUUCUCAGGCUGCCCAGGACUCUUCUCAGGGGAGCUCCCAGAGUGUACUCAGGAGCUGAUGAUUGACGUCACCAAGAGCUACUACCAGAAGUUUUUGCCCCUCACACAAGUCUAGUGUCUCUGCCUCAUGUCUUGAAUUUGCCUGAGCUCUAAGAUGAACUUGGGGACACAGUGAACCAGUCAGCAUCUACAAAGAGCUCUUACGUCUUUGACACCUUCCACCCUCCUUUUCUUUAAAAAAAAUUCUUUAAUCCAUGAAGACUCUAAGCUCUUAAGAAUUUAAUAACAGAACUUCUGGAGGAGUUGUCUUCUAAUGCUAUGCUUACACCUUAUCUAUUAAUAGUCACUUCAUGCCAUUAUCUGUGGAACACAGAAUUAUCUGCUCCCAACAUUCUAACUCCUCAGUGCUGUGGGUGGCUGGAUCUUGCCUGCAACAGGCCUGCAGAGGAGCAGCACUCUCCCAGUGUGAGGCCGUGUAGCUGGUGUGCUACUCAUGGCCAUGCACUGCCCACACCAAGUACCACUCACAUGGAUAAUGCUUAUAUUCCUGCUGCUAAUGCACUUGGCCAGUUGCCACAGUUUCGCAUAAUCUUGGGGAAGAAAAAUGUUCACCACUUUUCAGAGCCCAGAUCCUGUUGGCUAUUUAAAUUGAAGGGAGGGGGGGUUAGUUUUUCUCUUCCCAAAAUAAACUUAGUUGUCCCAGGGGUGGUUAAUAGAAGACUUUCUAGCAUUCUGUACCAGGGCCUUUGGCUUUUACUAAAAGGGGGGACCUCAGCACCCCAGAGUUUGCUUUUGCAAAGUUCCAGAUUUGGGUCUCCAAGUGGAUGGAUCAGUCAUGUAGUUACUCCUUACCUCAAAGUAUUUGUCUUAUUUCAUUUAUGACACAGCGUUUGUGAACACUUGCUCCCUGGUCUAGAACCAUUCAGCCCAACCUGUAUUUGCUAUAAACCCCACAUUUCACACCAAAAUAUCUGUACUUGAUCCUAAUCACAUAUAUACAUGAGGGCCUCUUAAAAUUGUCUUGUGGGCACAGAGCCCCAGGAGUAAAGGAAGUUGCCAGUGACUGUGAUCAUGCUCUACCUGCAGCGAUGGCUGCUGCUAUUCCUCGGGCAUUUCACAACAUGCCUGCUGUAGUGUCACGGGCUUGACAGUCACUAGCCUGCUUAUUUCUUACACCAAUUCUGUAAGGCGGAUGCUAUUCCCAUUUUACAGGUGAGAAAAAAGCUCAAAGACAUUAGAUAACUUGGUCCAGUCUAUGCAAUGAAGAAAUGGCUGAUCCAGGAGUCACAACCUGUCUGUCUAGCUCAACAGCCCAUACUCUUCAGUUCUGCCCUGCAAAGAUGAGACAAGCUUGCCCUUGGAGUACAUCUGCUGUGCAUCCUGUUUGAUGCCAGCAGUCUCUGAUGGUUGCAGUUUUGGGGGGUCACAUUUUGGCAUCUCCCCGAGGUCCUUUCUCUUUUUGUGCCAUCGAAAAGGUGGAUCUUGGAAUUGAGAGAGUUUAUAUCUCUCUAGGCUAACCUUUUGCUCGCUACAGAAAUCUUCCAGGGCAUGCCUGAAAGAUUACCAUCCAGGCUGUGUUUGAAUACAUCCAAAAGGAAGCUUGUCACUUUAUGUAGCUCACUGUCUAUUUUGUUAAUGAACAACUGAAAUUAAGAGAAAAUGGGUUUUUUUUAAGGCUUUUAAAACAAAUAAUUUAAAAAUCUUUAAGUAAUUCAAUUCAAUUUCAAAAAUUCAAUCCAAUUAGUAAAGGAAUAUAUAAUGAAGUAGAUCUUCCCAGCCUAGAAUUCCAGUUCCACAUCCUACUUCCCAGAGGCAACAUCUCUGAACAGUUUUUGUUCUAUAAGAUAAGUCUGUGCAUGCACCUGCAGACAUAGAUGUAUAUUCCAAUUUCUCUUAUUAUUCACACAAAUGGGAACAUAGGAUAUGUGCUGUGCUACAUCUUUCCUCUUUUAUGUAAUAUAUCUUAGAGAUUGUUCCAUAUCGACACUUAUGGGUGAUUAAAAAAAAUAACAUUUGCUAACAUGUACAGAA
Galeopterus variegatus (Sunda flying lemur) is the source of this 2565-nucleotide messenger RNA. RefSeq names its product dynactin 5 (p25) (gene DCTN5). The record is from RefSeq and is a predicted model, not a curated record. Bases 101 to 649 code for a protein of 182 amino acids. The transcript has 6 exons. NCBI's taxonomy places the organism in Eukaryota, Metazoa, Chordata, Mammalia, Dermoptera, Cynocephalidae.